UAUAGGCAUAUCCCAGUUCUGGGCCUUCUGGCGGAGGGAAUAGAAAUGCAAAUGCAGGAGAGAGAUGCAAGGUCUUCAUCACCAACAGCAUCAGUUAGCAGCUCUCCUCUCUGUUGUUCUCCCCAAAGACGACUCCUCAUCUUCCACCUCCGAAGAAGACGACUCAGCCCGACUUGCCGCUCUUACCUCUCUCCACCGUGCGAUUCUUUACCCUCCCAACUCGUUACUUGUUGCUCACUCUGCCUCUUUCCUCUCUCAGGGCUUCUCUCAGCUUCUUUCGGACAAGUCAUACUCGGUGAGCCGGUCAGCGGCUAUUGCCUAUGGAGCUCUGUGUUCUGUGGUAUCUUCCAGCCAUCUUGCAUCUAAUGGGAGACAAAACCAUGUUAUAGCGGGUAAUUUGGUGGACCGGUUCAUUAGUUUGGCUUUGCCACUACUUAGGGAUGUCAGUGCUGGCGACGGGUCGGUGGAAUUGUCAAUUGAAGCCCUCCGUGAAUUUCUUACCAUUGGAGAUGCAGGAGGAAUUGAACGAUAUGUUCCACCUAUUCUCAAAGCAUGCCAAGAACUUCUUGAGGAUGAAAGAACCUCCUUGAACCUGCUUCAUCGGCUGCUGGGCCUUUUAACUCUUAUCUCCUUGAAGUUCAGUAGGUGCUUUCAGCCUCAUUUUGUUGACAUUGUCGACCUGCUUCUUGGAUGGGCAUUGGUGCCAGAUCUUUCAGAACCAGACAGAUGCAUUAUAAUGGAUAGUUUUUUACAGUUCCAGAAGCAUUGGUUGAGUAAUCUUCAGUUUUCUCUGGGGAUUUUGUCAAAGUUCUUGGGUGACAUGGAUGCUCUACUUCAGGAUGGAAGUCCUGGAACCCCCCAGCAGUUUCGGAGAUUGUUUGCACUAUUAUCUUGUUUUUCAACAAUUCUACGGGCCACAGCUUCUGGAAUGUUAGAAAUGAAUUUGCUUGAACAGAUCUAUGAACCACUCACCAGGAUGUUACCUCAACUGUUGACUUGCCUAUCUAUCGUUGGCAGGAAAUUUGGGUGGUCAAAAUGGAUGGGAGAAUCAUGGAGGUGCUUGACUCUGUUGGCUGAAAUCUUGUCUGAAAAAUUUUGCAACUUUUAUACUUCUGCUUUGGAUAUCUUGUUUGAAAGUUUGAGGGAGAGUUGUGCAACCCAACCAGCAGCGUCUGGCAAGUUUCCAUCCUUUCAGGUUCAUGGGGUGCUAAAAACUAAUCUUCAGUUGCUGUCCCUACAGAAGCUAGGUCUCCUUCCAUCAUCUGUUCAGAAAAUACUGCAAUUUGAUUUACCUAUAUCUCAGCUCCGUUUGCAUCCGAAUCACCUUGUUACAGGAAGUUCUGCUGCCACUUAUCUUUUCUUGCUGCAUCAUGGGAGUAAUGCAGUUGUUGAACAGGCAAUUGCCUCUUUGCUGGAGGAGAUAGAGCUAUUAAAGGGCAUGCUUGAAAAGAUAUGGGAUUGUAGAGAUGCAACUGGUACCAUGUUAGAUUGUACAUCCUAUUCAAAAUCUGAGUUAUUUGCUCUGAUUAAAUUUGAUGUAAAGGUGUUAUUGAACUGUUUCCCAUUGGGUGUUGGAAGUUUGCUUGGCGAGCCAGAAGUUGCUACUUCCUACAAUGAGAGGUCUGUGAAAUUGGCAUCUUUUAUUUUGGAAAAGCUGGGCCCUUUUGACUUCCCUGUUCAAGAGUGUGUGGAGUUACAAGUCAAUGUUGUAAGAGCGUUGGAAAAACUCAGUGAAGUUGAAUUCUUAAGCAAAUGUAGCAUGCAGAAAAAUACUAGCAAGACAGCCCCCAUUAAUGUUAUGGCUGAAAAGCCUUCGUUUUGGAGCAAUUUCGGAAAUGAACAUUCUACUGUGAUAGCUGAGUACUUGAGGAAGUACAGUAUGAUCCUUGUCAAAACUCUUAAUGUUUCUUCUCCUCUUGCUGUUAAGCUGGAAGCUCUAGAAUGGGUCCAUAACUUUUGUGAAGUUGUUAUGACUGUAAAUGAAGAUUUGAGUUCAACUUAUUUUAAUGAAGCAGAUGGAUUUGCUGUUAUUGAUAAUAGUUUAAUUUUUGCAAUUUUAGAUGCGGCAUCCGAUAGGGAGCUGAAAUUGAGAUCACAAGUUGCAUCUGUCUUGGAAUCUCUUCUACAAGCAAGGCUUAUUUAUCCUGGACAUUUCUACUCUAUUACAGAAGUUGUCCUUGAAAAACUUGGUGAUCCAGAUAUGACUACUAAAAAUGCUUUUUUGAGGAUAUUUUCCAUUUUCUUGCCUGUUGCAAUGUAUGUGGAUGGACUAUUUGAUAAUGAAAUAGGUAGCACAUGUAAGCCUGGGGUCCUUAGGUUGGGCAACAGAUCAUACUUGCACUGGAAACAAGUAUUUGCACUCAAACAGCUUCCCCAACGCCUUCAUUCUCAGCAACUUGUCUCCAUUUUGAGUUAUAUCUCUCAGAGAUGGAAGGUUCCCCUUUCUUCUUGGAUCCAGCGCCUCUUCUAUAGCUGCUAUGGUACAAAAGGAUUUAUUUCAAGUCAAUUAGAGGAGUCGGGAAACAUUUGUAACAGUGGCUUAUGGAUAGACAUAAAAGUAGACAGAAAUAUGCUGGAAAGAAUUUGCUCCGUAAAUAACCUGGCAGCUGCAUGGUGGUCCAUAAAUGAAGCAGCUAGAUACUGUAUAUCUGUCCGCUUGCGGACCAACCUUGGUGGGCCAACCCAGACUUUUGCAGCCUUGGAGCGCAUGCUUCUAGAUGUAGCACAUGUGCUACAGUUAGAUACUGAGCCAAAUGAUAGUAACUUGAAUACAGGUCUACCUAUUACUCACUUGUUACCAAUGAGGUUGUUGUUAGAUUUUGUUGAGGCUCUAAAGAAGAAUGUAUAUAAUGCCUAUGAUGGAUCGUCUGUUUUACCAUGUGCUACCCGGCAGAGUUCCUUGUUCUUUCGGGCAAACAAGAAGGUUUGUGAGGAGUGGUUUUCCCGUAUAUGUGAGCCAAUGAUGAAUGCUGGCUUGGCAUUGCAGUGUCAUUCUGCUUCAAUUCAUUACUGUUCAUUGCGCUUGCAAGACCUAAGGAAUAUUGUUGCUUCAGCUUUGAAGGACAAAUCUCGUGCAGCUGAGAAUGUUCAUAGUCUUAGAGGUAGACUUGCAGGAGAUGUCUUGAGAGUCCUACGACAUGCAGCCUUGGCUCUAUGCAGGAGUCAUGAACCUGAGGCUUUGAUUGGCCUACAAAAGUGGGUUUCUGUUACAUUCUCUUCAUUGUUUGUGGAGGAUAAUCAGAAUGCUCACACAGGAAUUGUGGGGCCAUUUUCAUGGAUCACUGGGCUUGUAUAUCAGGCACAUGGCCAGUAUGAAAGGGCUGCUGCACAUUUUACUCACCUCCUUCAGACUGAAGAGACACUUAGUUCUAUGGGUUCUGACGGUGUGCAAUUUGCUAUUGCUCGUAUUAUUGAGAGUUACACUGCUCUUUCUGAUUGGAAGUCUCUAGAGUGCUGGCUAUCAGAAUUGCAGGUGCUUCGUGCUAAAAAUACUGGAAAAAGUUAUUCAGGUGCUCUAACUACAGCUGGUAAUGAGAUAAAUGCAGUCCAUGCCUUGUCUAGCUUUGAUGAGGGGGAUUUUCAGGCAGCAUGGGCAUAUCUUGAUUUGACACCCAAAAGUAGCAAUGAGCUCACCCUUGAUCCUAAAUUGGCCUUGCUGAGGAGUGAGCAGAUGCUUUUGCAGGCCAUGCUUCUUCAAAGUGAAGGGAAGGUAGAUCAGGUACCACAGGAAAUAGAAAAAGCCAAGUCAAUGCUGGAGGAAUCCUUGUCUGUUCUCCCCCUUGAUGGAUUAACUGAGGCAGCAGCAUAUGCCUUCCAAUUGCACAGUAUUUUUGCAUUUCAGGAAGGGUUCAAACUGAAGAGUAGCCAAGUUGAACCCAAGCAACUUAAAUCAAUUUUAAGUUCAUACAACCAAGUUGUGCAUUCUCCCAUCAAUGGUUCUAAUCAAGAUUGUAGCCUCUGGUUGAAGGUUUUUCGGGUUUAUCGUACUGUUCUCCCAAGCUCCAAAAUGACACUGCAGCUCUGCCAUAAUAUAAUGACUUUAGCUCGUAAACAAGGUAAUUUAAUGUUGGCACACCGUCUAAGCCAGUACCUCAAAGGUUGUAUCUUGAGUUGUUCUGAGGGAAUGUAUCGUGAUUUUCUUGCUACAUAUUUGCAAUACGAGGGUAUUCUUCUGAUGCAUGCUGAAAACAAACUUGAAGAGGCUUUUAUGAAUCUUUGGUCAUUUGUGCGCCCUUGUAUGCUUUCUCCAAUGACUAUAGUUUCUGAUAGUGUUGACAAUAAAUUGAAGGCAAAGGCAUGCUUGAAACUCUCAGCUUGGUUAAGAGGGAAUUAUUCAGGUAUGGAUUUAGAAAAUGUUGCCCUAAAUAUUCAUGCAGAUUUCAAUACAUCUGAUGCUUCUUGUCCAGGCAGAGGUGGGCCCCUCUUUUGUAAUGGAAACUUGAUCUGCAAUCCUGGUAUCAGUUUGAUUAUUGAGGAGAUUGUGGGGACAGCAUCAAAACUAUCUUCUCUUCUUUGUCCCAACAUGGGUAAGGCAUGGCUUUCUUAUGCCUCUUGGUGUUACAGUCAGGCUAGAAACUCCCUUUCCAAACCCCAAGAUGCUACUCUUCAGUUGUGCUCUUUUUCUCCCGUUCUUUUUCCAGAAAUUCUACCUAAUAGGUUCCAAUUAACUAAAGAAGAAGUAUUGACAGUGGAAAGUACUAUCAUAGAACUUCUGGAGAAAAGGGAAGAUGCAAACAAAGAAGGGGGAGAGUGGAUUAUAUGUCCCAAUUCUGGAGAGGAUUUAAGAAAUGAGAACCCUGUAAAGGCUUUGGUUCAUCAAGCAAUAAAUAUGAUUGAGGCUGCAGCUGGAGCACCUGGAGUUGAAAAUUUGGAUGGUGAAUGCCCUUCUGCUGUGCUAACUUCUCAGUUGCGGGUGCUCUUCCUUCAUGCAAAAUUUGGCGUAGAGGAAGCCAACAUUCUAUCUUCUGUUAAUGAAUUAGUAGCUGUCUGGUGGUCACUUAGGCAGAGGAGAGUGUCACUCUUUGGACAUGCAGCUCAUGGUUUUAUGCAAUACCUUUCACAUUCAUCCUCCUUACUUUUUGAAGGUCACCUAGCUGGCUCUGAUCCUGAUUUUCUAAAGCAGAAAACUAGAAGCUACACUAUCCAUGCUACAUUGUACGUCCUACACAUUCUUCUCAAUUAUGGUGUGGAGUUAAGAGAUACACUUGAACCUGGUCUUUCAAGAGUUCCUUUAUUGCCAUGGCAGGAAAUAACACCCCAACUUUUUGCCCGGUUAAGUUCUCAUCCUGAGCAAGUGGUUCGAAAGCAACUGGAGGGCUUGCUGAUGAUGUUGGCAAAGCUAUCUCCUUGGUCCAUUGUGUACCCUACACUUGUUGAUAUAAAUGCAUAUGAAGGGGAGCCUUUGGAGGAACUUCAGCACAUACUGGGAUGUCUGACGAAGCUUUACCCAAAAUUAAUUCAAGAUGUCCACCUUAUAAUAAAUGAGUUGGGGAAUGUAACUGUUUUGUGGGAGGAAUUGUGGCUUAGCACUCUUCAAGAUCUUCACACAGAUGUAAUGAGGCGGAUAAAUAUGCUAAAAGAGGAAGCUUCACGGAUUUCACAAAAUGCCACUCUAAGUCAUAGUGAGAAGAACAAGAUAAAUGCUGCAAAAUACUCUGCCAUGAUGGCCCCCAUUGUUGUGGCCUUGGAGCGUCGUCUGGCUUCAACUUCUCGAAAACCUGAAACACCACAUGAAAUCUGGUUCCAUAAGGAGUAUGGGGAACAACUGAAAUCUGCAAUUUUAACAUUUAAGACCCCUCCAGUAUCUGCAGCAUCUCUUGGUGAUGUAUGGCGACCUUUUGAUGCUAUUGCAGCAUCUUUAGCAACUUAUCAGAGGAAAUCAUCAAUUUCUUUGGGUGAUGUUGCUCCACGGCUGGCUCUAUUAUCAUCUUCUGAGGCACCCAUGCCAGGCCUUGAGAAGCAAAUUACUAUGCCUGAAUCUGAUGGUGGUUUUGCCACUGAUCUCCAGAGAAUUGUAACAAUUGCUUCUUUCUCAGAACAAGUGAUUAUUUUAUCUACCAAGACAAAACCUAAGAGGCUUGUGAUUCUGGGCUCUGAUGGUCAAAAGUAUACAUAUCUCUUGAAAGGACGAGAGGAUCUGCGACUUGAUGCCAGAAUUAUGCAGCUGUUGCAGGCAAUUAAUGGUUUUUUGCAUUCAUCCCCUGAUACUCGUAGCCGUUCUCUUGCUAUUCGUUAUUAUUCUGUGACACCAAUCAGUGGUCGGGCUGGUCUUAUCCAGUGGGUUGACAAUGUAAUAAGCAUAUAUAGUGUUUUCAAGUCUUGGCAGAACCGUGUCCAGCUGGCACAACUCUCAGCAAUGGGUCCUGGCAAUACAAAUAACACAGUUCCACCACCUGUUCCUCGGCCAAGCGAUAUGUUUUAUGGAAAAAUUAUACCAGCACUCAAAGAGAAAGGUAUACGGAGAGUAAUCUCACGGAGAGACUGGCCCCAUGAAGUCAAGAGGAAAGUUCUUCUGGAUCUAAUGAAGGAGACUCCUAGACAACUUCUUCAUCAAGAACUUUGGUGUGCUAGUGAAGGAUUCAAAGCCUUCAGCUCGAAACUAAAGAGGUAUUCUGCUAGUGUGGCAGCCAUGAGCAUGGUAGGCCACAUUCUGGGUCUAGGGGAUAGGCAUCUGGAUAAUAUUCUCAUGGAUUUCUCCAGUGGGGAUGUUGUACAUAUAGAUUACAAUGUAUGUUUUGAUAAAGGGCAGAGACUAAAAAUUCCAGAGAUUGUCCCCUUCCGCCUGACCCAGAUGAUUGAAGCAGCUUUAGGCUUGACAGGAAUUGAAGGUAACUUCAGAGCCAACUGUGAAGCAGUUAUUGAUAUUCUGAGGAAGAACAAAGAUGUAAUUAUAAUGUUAUUAGAAGUAUUUGUUUGGGAUCCACUAGUAGAGUGGACACGUGGAGAUGGCCAUGAUGAAGCCGCAAUUGGUGGUGAAGAAAGAAAGGGCAUGGAAUUGGCGGUUAGCUUGAGUUUAUUUGCAUCCCGAGUGCAAGAAAUUCGUGUUGCUUUACAGGAGCAUCAUGAUCUUUUACUGGCCACCUUACCAGCUGCUGAGUCUGCUUUAGAGAGGUUCAUGGAUGUCCUAAACCAAUAUGAGGUUGUUUCUGCCCUUUUCUACCGAGCUGACCAAGAGAGAUCAAACCUUGCUCUGCAUGAAACAUCUGCGAAGUCAAUUGUUGCUGAAGCAACUUCUAAUUCAGAGAAAACACGCGCCUCAUUCGAAAUACAGGCUCAUGAAUUUGCUCAAGCAAAAGCUGUGGCGACUGAGAAAACACAAGAAGUGGCAAUGUGGAUGGAGCAACAUGGAAGAGUUCUUGAUGCUUUAAGGAGUGGUUCAAUUCCAGAAAUCCAGGCAUGCAUGAAACUGGGGAGCAUGCAAGAGGCUUUAUCACUGAUAUCUGCUGUUCUGGUUGCUGGUGUUCCAUUGACUAUUGUUCCUGAGCCCACACAAGCACAAUGCCAUGAUUUAGACAGGGAUGUUUCUCAGCUCAUAGCUGAGCUGGAUGCUGGACUUUCUUGUGCAAUAAAAGCACUCCAGGCCUAUGCUUUAGCAUUGCAAAGGAUUCUACCACUGAAUUACAUUUCAACCAGUCCACUACAUGGUUGGGCACAAAUCUUGCAAUUGUCAGUGAAUACCCUAUCUUCUGAUAUUCUCUCUCUUUCCAGAAGACAGGCUGCUGAUCUUAUUUCAAAAGGUCAAAGGGAUGAUCUUGAUUCUAUUCAACAAAGACAUGAAGAGUUGUGUCAUAAAGUGGAGAAAUAUGCAGUGGAGAUAGAGAAAAUUGAAGAAGAGUGUUCUGAACUGGUAAACUCCAUUGGUUCAGAGACUGAAGCAAAAUCCAAGGAUCGUCUUCUAUCUGCUUUCACAAAGUACAUGCAAUCUGCUGGUUGUUCAAGGAAAGAAGAUGAUGCAUCUUUUAUUCAAAUGGGGCAAAUUAAGCAUGAGGUGGCAAGGGAUGUCCGAUUACAAGGAGAGCUCGAAGAGAAGAAGGUGAAGGUGUUGUCAGUUUUGCAUGCAGCAGCUUGUUCCAUGUAUAAUGAGGUAAAAGUUAAAGUACUCGACAUCUUGAGUAACUCCAGUGAAGGAAUGGGCUCGAGCCAUACUGAAGUUGGUCUUCCCUCUAAUUUUGGAACCACUUUCUCGGAAUUUGAAGAGCAAAUAGAAAAAUGCAUGCUUGUUGCAGAGUUUGUUAAUGAACUUUGUCAGUAUAUUGGCAUGAAUUCAUCUAAUGUUCUUGCAGAUUUGGACAAUCUAAAACACUCUUCUGAAGGAACUUGGGCUUCUAUAUUUCAGGCCAGUUUACUUUCAUCUAAGAUAUUGAUUGUGCAAAUGACUGAAAUUGUUCUUCCAGAGAUAAUUAGGUCAGUUGUUUCAUAUAAUUCAGAAGUAAUGGAUGCAUUUGGAUCCCUUUCACAAAUCCGUGGAUCCAUCGAUACAGCACUGGAACAGUUAGUUGAGAUUGAGCUGGAGAGGGCGUCUUUAGUGGAGCUUGAACAGAACUACUUUGUGAAGGUUGGCCUCAUUACAGAACAACAACUGGCUCUCGAGGAAGCUGCGGUUAAGGGUAGAGAUCACCUUUCAUGGGAAGAGGCAGAGGAGCUUGCAUCUGAAGAAGAAGCUUGUAGGGCACAACUGGACCAACUACAUCAAACAUGGAAUCAGAAGGACAUCCGGACUUCUUCUCUUCUAAAGAGGGAAGCUGGUAUUAGAAGUGCAUUGGUUUCUUCAGAACACCACCUUCUUUCUCUGGUUAAUAUUGAGCAAGGGAGGGACCCACAUGUUUUGAGGAGUAAAGCCCUUCUGGCUACAUUAAUGAAACCCUUCUCUGAGUUGGAAUCUAUUGAUAAAGUGCUGGCUACAUUUGGUAGAUAUUCAACCUACUCAAAUGGGUCUUCUAAUCUAGCAAAUUUAAUGAAUUCUGGAUACUCUAUAUCAGAAUCUAUUUGGAAGUUUUCCAGCUUACUAAACAAUCAUUCAUUCUUUAUUUGGAAAAUUGGAAUGAUGGACUCCUUUCUUGAUUCAUGCGUACAUGACAUAUCUUCUUCUGUGGAUCAAAAUUUAGGAUUUGAUCAGCUUUUCAAUGUGUUGAAGAAGAAGCUCGAAAUACAGCUUCAAGAACACAUAGGCCAUUACUUGAGAGAACGAAUUGCUCCUGCUCUUUUGGCUCAGUUAGAGAAAGAAUGUGAGCAUUUGAAGCAACAUUCUGAGGCAACAAAGGAACUUAAUUCUGAUCAAGUAAAGAGAGAAAUUGGUGCUGUGAAGAGGGUGCAGGUCAUGCUUGAGGAAUACUGUAAUGCACAUGAGACUGCUAGGGCUGCAAGAUCAGCAGUGUCCCUUAUGAAAAAGCAGGUGACUGAGCUCAAGGAAGCUAUUCGCAAGGCAAGCCUAGAGAUUGUUCAGAUGGAGUGGCUCUAUGAUGCUUCCUUACCCUAUCUGCAUAGAAACAGGGUCAAAUUGCAGAAUUUUCUUGUAUAUGAUGAUAAACUAUACCCCAUGAUUUUGAACCUUAGCAGACCUAAAUUGUUGGAAAGUAUACAAUCCGCUAUGUCAUCAAUAGCUAGGUCUAUGGAUUGCCUGCAAGUUUGUGAGAGAACCUCUGUGUCAGCAGAGGGGCAGCUUGAAAGAGCCAUGGGGUGGGCCUGUGCUGGUCCAAAUCCUGGGACUGGAAACACAUCAUCCAAGAACUCAGGAAUUCCUCCUGAAUUCCGUGAUCAUCUAAUGAGACGCCGACAGUUGCUAUGGGCUGCUCGAGAACAAGCAUCAGAUAUUAUCAAAAUCUGUUCAUCUGUAUUGGAAUUUGAAGCAUCUAGAGAUGGUAUUUUCCAGAUGUCUGGGGAGAUAUCCUCAGGUAGGGCCACUGGAGAUGGCAGAACAUGGCACCAAGUAUAUAUGACUUCUCUAACAAGAUUGGAUGUUGCUUAUCAUUCUUUUACACGUGCUGAGCAAGAAUGGAAGAUGGCACAGAGCAGCAUGGAAGCUGCUGCCAGUAGCUUGUUUUCUGCCACCAAUGAACUCUGUAUUGCCUCUGUCAAAGCAAAGUCAGCUUCAGGUGAUCUUCAAGGGAUACUUGCAGCAAUGUAUGAUUGUGCCUACGAAGCUAGCAUGGCACUGUCUGCUUUCGGUCGUGUCACAAGAGGCCAUACUGCUUUGACUUCUGAAUGUGGCUCCAUGCUUGAAGAGGUUCUGGCAAUAACAGAGGGUUUACAUGAUGUUCAUGGUCUGGGAAAGGAAGCUGCUGCAGUACAUAGUGAUCUUAUGGGAGAUCUUUUAAAGGCAAAUACAAUCCUUCUCCCACUUGAAUCUAUCCUAUCUAAGGAUGUCGCUGCUAUGAAUGAUGCUAUUUCUAGGGAAAGAGAAAGCAAGAUGGAGAUCCCCCCUAUUCAUGGACAAGCAAUGUACCAGUCAUACUGUUUGAGACUUCGGGAGGGUUGUCAGUCUUUAAAGCCAUUAGUGCCAUCACUUACUUUUUCUGUAAAGGAACUUCAUUCCAUGUUGACGAAGCUUGCACGAUCUGCAAGUCUCCAUGCUGGAAAUCUCCAUAAGGCACUAGAAGGAUUAGGAGAAAGUCAGGCUGUGAGAUCACAAGAAAUUGGGUUGUCGAGGUCAGACCUUACAAGUGAGGCUGCUGUAUUUGAUGACAAGGAGGGGGAUAUAUUCUCCAGAGCUAAUGAAAGCAGCAACCCGGAGUUUCUGGAUGUUGGUGGAUUUUCAUUGCAAAAUGAUGGAUGGGUUUCUCCUCCUGAUAGUAUCUAUAGUGAAAGUCCCAAUUCUAGCAUUGCAUCACCUGAAUCAAGUCUUCCUGACAGCUCUAAUGAUCUGAGAAAUGUUAUGGAACUGUCUUCACAUGGAUUCAGCAGUAGAGAAACUGCAGAUGAUUUGAAUGCUGUUUCCUUAUCUGGUACUGGUUAUCAGGAAAGGUCAAUUUUUGUGCAGCUAGAAUCCAAGUAUGAUGAAGUCAGGAAUGUUGGUAAAUCUGUCAAUUUGAUACCUAAUGAAUCAACUGAACAUCUGCGGGAUUUGGCACCAUCAACUGAUGAAGUUCCACCUGACAUUGACUCUUUACAUCCAUUGGACAAGGAAAAGUCAGAGGAGGUGACUUUGGGAGAUAAAGGUGAAGAAUCCACAUCAAACCAGAUCAAGGGUUCUGGGAAUCAUGAAGCUCCUCUUCUCCAUACAGAUGGUGGUAUUCGGAUGACAAGGGGUAAGAACACUUAUGCCCUAUCUGUGUUGAGGCAAGUUGACAUGAAACUAGAUGGUCAAGAUAUUAGAGAUGGCAGGGAAAUUAGUAUUGCAGAGCAAGUGGUUUAUCUUCUCAAGCAAGCUACCAGCAUAGAUAAUCUAUGCAACAUGUAUGAAGGGUGGACACCAUGGAUUUGAACCAUUACUUGAAGCUUGUGAAUUUCAAAUCAGGCAUCAACCUUGGCAAUGACUUGGUGCCAUAUCUGAGGGAGAGAACACCAUAGCGCUAUCAGCUAUGCUUCCCUAGUUGACAAGAGUUUCCCAUCUAGCAUCAUCAUGAUUCAAGUCUCCCACACUUUUAAAUUGCACAGUUUCAUGUCUCCACAUUCCUAGUCCUGGUGCUUGCCUCUAUAUUCCUAGUCCUCCCAUGCAAGUAUCAGUUGGAUGAAAUUGUGCAAAGGAACCCCGCUUCCUCUUCAAUAGGUGCCUGAUGGAUGGCGGUGUUACAUGCUCUGACCAGCCUAAGUCUUCUUCUCAAAUGAUUUCAGGCCUUGGGAAGAUUGAAUGGGCUCCAUCAGGAUCUGGGUAUGCAUUUGGUGUCAAUGAAGACAAUGAUCAACAGCCCACAAGGUCCUUUAUCAAAAGGCUUCUUCCUGUGUUAAUUGGAUAAUCACUAGAUUGGUGCCACAACUUCUCAGGGUAUGAAGCUUUAGUCUUAAGCCCGUACCUACAUGGAAGGAAACUGGGAGUGCUCAAAUGUUGGGUUCGAGAUGCCUUGUUCCAAAUUAGGCUUGGAAAAGGAAACAAAGAACUGCUGGUUGAAUUUAUAAGCUUGAUAAAGGACCAUGUUUUCUGGAAGGCAAAUGGAACUGCUGAUAAGCUUGGUGAUGAACUGAAUGAUAAUCUAGUGUCGAUGACCUGCUGUAUGUGAUUUAGGUGUUUUCCAUCACACUGUACAGGAAGCACCAUUCCCGACUCAUGUUUCUCUCAUCCUAAAUAGUUAAAUUGUAAGUCUCAAUUCUUAAGCACCGUCUCUGUUCAUCCUUUUGUUUUCGUCUUACGGUCAUUUGGAAUUAGAAUUACAUGCCUGUUAAAAUUUUUUAUAUAGCUAGUAAAAAUUCAUGUGCAAUUUUUUUUUUUUUUUGUUGUAUAAUUUGUAUUUGGAUGUGCAAUGUUUUUACUACAUAGGGGGUUACAUCUUA
This is a messenger RNA of Nelumbo nucifera (sacred lotus), 12423 nucleotides long. RefSeq lists its product as uncharacterized. Gene Ontology annotation, molecular function: protein binding; protein serine/threonine kinase activity. The record is from RefSeq and is a predicted model, not a curated record. NCBI's taxonomy places the organism in Eukaryota, Viridiplantae, Streptophyta, Magnoliopsida, Proteales, Nelumbonaceae. Gene Ontology annotation, cellular component: NuA4 histone acetyltransferase complex; SAGA complex; nucleus. Gene Ontology annotation, biological process: DNA repair; nuclear-transcribed mRNA catabolic process, nonsense-mediated decay; regulation of DNA-templated transcription.